CUAACAACCGAGUCAUCUCUCUUUCAAUAUUCCCAGAAUCUUUCACUUUCUCUCUCUACAAUUUAUAUUUAUUUGAAUUUGAGUCAGUCACCACCUCCAGAAACAUCUUCCUCCCCCAUCUCUCUUUACACUGAUCAACAUCAUCAUUCAUCAAUUCCGAAAACAGAACAGAAGAAGUGAUAGAUCGAUGGCGGGGAAUGAUUGGAUAAACAGCUACUUGGAAGCGAUCCUAGAUGUUGGCCCCGGGAUCGACGAAGCGAAGUCGUCUCUGCUGCUGCGGGAGAGGGGGAGGUUCAGCCCUACCAGAUACUUCGUCGAGGAGGUCAUUACCGGAUUCGAUGAGACCGACUUCCACCGCACAUGGCUCCGAGCGCAGGCGACGCGGAGUCCGCAGGAGAGGAAUACGAGGCUCGAGAACAUGUGCUGGCGGAUUUGGAAUUUGGCUCGCCAGAAAAAGCAGCUCGAAGGGGAGGAGGCACAGAGAAGGAACAAACGGCGGCUUGAGCGAGAACGAGGUCGGAGAGAAGCAGUUGCUGAUAUGUCUGAGGACCUAUCUGAGGGAGAGAAAGGGGAUGUAGUUAGUGACCUUUCAUCUCAUGGUGAAACCAAUAAAGCCCGGCUGCCUAGAAUCAGUUCAGUUGAAACCAUGGAGGCCUGGGCUAGUCAACAGAAGGGGAAAAAGUUAUACAUUGUUUUGAUUAGCCUUCAUGGCUUGAUACGUGGUGAAAACAUGGAGCUUGGCCGUGAUUCUGAUACUGGUGGCCAGGUAAAGUAUGUUGUUGAACUGGCAAGAGCUCUAGGUUCAAUGCCAGGUGUAUAUCGCGUUGAUCUACUAACUAGACAAUUAUCAUCACCUGAAGUAGACUGGAGUUACGGUGAACCCACGGAGAUGCUGCCACCACGAAAUUCUGAGGGUUUGAUGGAUGAGAUGGGAGAGAGUAGUGGUGCUUAUAUAGUUCGCGUCCCUUUUGGGCCAAAAGAUAAAUAUAUACAAAAAGAGCUACUAUGGCCAUACAUCCCUGAAUUUGUAGAUGGUGCUCUUAACCAUAUUAUUCAGAUGUCAAAAGUUCUCGGUGAACAAAUUGGAAAUGGACAUCCAGUUUGGCCUGUAGCUAUCCAUGGUCACUAUGCAGAUGCAGGUGACUCUGCUGCCCUUUUGUCUGGUGCCCUGAAUGUUCCCAUGCUUUUUACUGGUCAUUCAUUAGGCCGUGAUAAACUGGAACAACUUCUGAGACAAGGCCGACUAUCGAGGGAUGAGAUCAAUUCUACUUAUAAAAUUAUGCGAAGAAUAGAGGCAGAAGAGUUAUCCCUCGAUGCCUCUGAAAUAGUUAUUACUAGCACCAGACAGGAGAUAGAGGAGCAGUGGCGAUUAUAUGAUGGUUUUGACCCCAUAUUAGAGCGUAAGUUACGAGCCAGGAUUAAGCGCAAUGUGAACUGCUAUGGAAGGUUCAUGCCUCGCAUGGUUGUAAUCCCACCUGGAAUGGAAUUUCAUCACAUUAUUCCACAUGAUGGAGACAUGGAUGCGGAACCUGAACCAGACGAAGAUGGAAAGUCUCCGGAUCCACCAAUCUGGACUGAGAUAAUGCGUUUCUUUUCAAACCCAAGGAAGCCUAUGAUUCUUGCACUUGCCAGGCCAGAUCCAAAGAAAAAUCUGACAACCUUAGUGAAAGCAUUUGGGGAGUGCAGACCUUUAAGGGAGCUUGCUAAUCUUACCUUAAUAAUGGGAAGUCGUGAUAAUAUUGAUGAAAUGCCAGGCCCAAAUGCUUCUGUUCUUCUGUCAAUUCUUAAGCUGAUUGAUAAGUACGAUCUCUAUGGGCAAGUAGCAUAUCCUAAACACCACAAGCAGUCAGAUGUUGCUGACAUAUAUCGUCUAGCAGCAAAGACCAAGGGGGUUUUCAUAAAUCCGGCUUUUAUCGAACCUUUUGGCCUUACACUGAUUGAGGCUGCAGCACAUGGUUUACCUAUUGUUGCAACAAAAAAUGGUGGCCCUGUUGACAUAGAUAGGGUACUGGACAACAGUAUCCUUGUUGAUCCCCAUGAUCAGCAAGCUAUAGCCGAUGCUCUUUUGAAGCUGGUUGCUGAUAAGCAUCUCUGGGCUAAAUGUCGAGCAAAUGGGUUGAAGAAUAUUCAUCUUUUCUCAUGGCCUGAACAUUGUAAAACGUAUCUCUCCAAAAUCGCAAGUUGCAAACCAAGGAAACCUCGCUGGCUGCAGAACAAAAAUGACGGCAGUGAUGAUGAAAGUUCUGAGUCAGAUUCACCGAGUGACUCGUUGAGGGACAUACAUGACAUAUCAUUGAACUUAAAAUUCUCAUUUGAUGGAAGUAAGGACAUCCGAGAAAAUAUUGAUGGUUCCUUAGACUCCGGAGAUCAAAGAAGCAAGAUAGAAAAUGCUAUGCAAGCAUGGUCGAAGGGUAUGGCAAAGAGUGCUCAGAAAUCUGGUUCUACUUCUGAAAAAGGAGAUCAGAAGUUCCCUGCACUUAGGAGGAGGAAACACAUUAUUGUGAUUGCUGUGGACUCUGAUGCAAGUUCUGGUUUUGCUGAAACAGUUAGGAAGAUCUUUGAGGUCUUAGAGACAGAAAGGACCGAAGGCUCAGUGGGGUUUAUAUUAGCAACAUCACUCAACAUUAGAGAAAUACGUGCCUUUCUGGAAUCCGAAGGACUGAAACCUACUGACUUUGACUCAUUCAUUUGCAACAGUGGUGGUGAUCUUUACUAUUCAUCUCUUCAUUCAGAAGACAGCCCGUUUGUUGUUGACUUAUAUUAUCAUUCACAUAUUGAGUACCGCUGGGGCGGUGAGGGUUUGAGAAAGACAUUAGUACGUUGGGCAGCUUCUAUAACCGAUAAAAAAGGAGAGAAGGAAGAACACAUUGUUGUUGAAGAUGAAGAAACUUCAGCUGACUACUGCUACUCAUUUAAAGUUCAGAAACCUGGAGUGAUCCCUCCUGUGAGGGAGGUGAGAAAGCUGAUGAGAAUCCAGGCAUUACGCUGUAAUGUUAUCUAUUGUCAAAAUGGAAGCAAGAUAAACGUAGUCCCGGUCCUGGCGUCUCGUUCCCAAGCUCUAAGGUAUUUGUAUCUCCGGUGGGGUAUGGACUUGUCGAAAGUGGUGGUCUUUGUUGGGGAAAGUGGAGACACUGACUAUGAAGGCUUGCUCGGCGGCAUCCACAAGUCUGUCGUAUUGAGUGGCGUCUGCAGCAGCGCUAGUAGCCUCCAUGCCAAUCGGAGCUACCCGCUUGCUGACGUUAUAUGCAAUGACAGCCCCAAUAUCGUCCGGACUUCCCAAGGAUGCAGCAGCUCAGAUCUCCGUGCUCAAAUGGAAGAACUAGGGCUCCUCAAGGGUUAGCUUCCUUUUCCAUUGUAUAACCUUUAAGUUCAUGCACUGUAAUACCAUAUGUUGUGUAUGGGUUUGUUCCUUAUGUAUUUGAUUACUUUUAUGUAAAAAAUUUUGGAUGCUCUGAUCAAAUUAAAAUAAAAGUUUAUGAUUUUUC
Messenger RNA from Salvia hispanica, 3485 nucleotides. Its product is annotated as putative sucrose-phosphate synthase 1. The record is from RefSeq and is a predicted model, not a curated record. Lineage: Eukaryota; Viridiplantae; Streptophyta; Magnoliopsida; Lamiales; Lamiaceae. Gene Ontology annotation, molecular function: sucrose-phosphate synthase activity; sucrose synthase activity. Gene Ontology annotation, biological process: sucrose metabolic process.